This is a messenger RNA of Ipomoea triloba (trilobed morning glory), 4023 nucleotides long. Its product is annotated as pentatricopeptide repeat-containing protein At1g74600, chloroplastic. Gene Ontology annotation, biological process: RNA modification. Gene Ontology annotation, molecular function: RNA binding; protein binding. The record is from RefSeq and is a predicted model, not a curated record. The coding region runs from base 548 to 3229 and encodes 893 amino acids. NCBI's taxonomy places the organism in Eukaryota, Viridiplantae, Streptophyta, Magnoliopsida, Solanales, Convolvulaceae. The transcript is spliced from 7 exons.
AUACUAAAACAAGUACACUCAUCCUCUCCACCGCUCUCUCUCCUCGCACUCUGUCUCCGUCGCCGCCUCUCACCCCUCUCGCCGCCUCUCUCUGUCUCGCAGCUUUUCCGUGACUCAGUCUCGGCGUCUCUCGCACAAGAGUUCGACUACAGAAGCGAUUCUUACCAGGUACUCUACUGGCUCUCCAGCCUAACAAGCACAGAUGAGAACUUUAUCACUAAAUCUGGUGCCCAAUGUGUUGCUUCAAGUGAGGUUUUGCACUGAUUGCACCAGAUACAUCUCCAAGUGCAUAAUUUCAACUGAUUUCUAUCUAGAUCUGCUGAAUCAUCUGAGAAAAAAAACAGGAUAAUAUGAAUUGAUUAUCCAGGAUUAUCCAGACUUACAGUUCCAGUGUGCGAUGGUGGCAGUCUACUAGAUGGAGUGGCAAGUUUUUGAGUAGUAGAUUUAGGCCUGGGCGUAAUAUGGGUUUCACCCGAAUUUUGACGGGUUCAACCCGAAAACUCAUAAUUCAGUUCUAAACUCGGCAACGUGGGGCGCAUCUCAACAAAUGAGUUCCGUCCUCAAAAGAAAUUUUAAACCAAAAAUCUUAGCCUUUGGGCGCAGAUUCAUAUGCUCUGUCAUAGCUCUUGAAACCCCGUCUGUUUUCUCAGAUCAACAUGGACAAAACUGCGCUAUAUCCGAUCAAUGUUGCUCCCUUGAAGAACACAGUAAAUCACCAAACCUCGCCCUCUCAAAAACCAAAAUCCUGCACUCUCGUUUUCUGAGAGCCCACAUUUUAGACGAAGAUUACUCAGCUAUCAAGUAUUUGUUGGAUGGGUACUACAAGUGUUCAAGAAUGGACUAUGCAGUCAAAUUGUUUGAUAAAAUGGCUAUCCCGUAUACAUUUUGCUGGAACCUGAUGAUUUCAGGUUGUAACAAGGCUCUAUUGUUCAGUGAGUCAUGGGAGUACUUUUGUAGGAUGCAUGUGUCAGCUAUAUGUAUGGAUAGGUUUACAUAUGGAGGAGUUCUGUCUGCUUGUGAAGCUUUGCAAUCUGUGGCUUUUGGGGAGCAGGUUUAUGGUCUUGUAAUGAAAAAUGGGUUCUUUUCAAAUGGGUAUGUGAGGUCUGGAAUGAUAGAUUUGUUUGUGAAGAGUUGUAGGUUUGAUGAUGCUUUAAGGGUUUUUUACGACUUUCAGUGUGAUAAUAUAAUUUGUUGGAAUACAAUUAUAUCAGGAGCGGUUAAAAAUAGAGAAUAUUGGGUUGCUAUAGAUAAGUUUAUUCAAAUGUGCACUGGGUCUUUGAUGCCAAAUGGUGUUACAAUCUCAAGUGUAUUAAAAGCUUGUGCUCAAGUUAAAGAGUUUGAGAUGGGGAAGAUGCUCCAUGUGUGGGCAAUAAAAUGUGGUUGUGCAAAAGAUGACUUUGUGGAGACAGCUCUAAUCGAUAUGUAUGCAAAAGGUGGGUUUAUGAAUGAGGCUGUAAAGGAAUUCAUUCAGAAGCCAGUACGGAAUGUUGUUUCUUGGACAGCUAUGAUAAAUGGUUUUGUCCAGAAUGAUGAUUAUGUUUCAGUGUUUCAGUUAUUUGAUGAAAUGAGAAAAAAGGAGGUGGACAUAAAUAGUUAUAACAUCUCCAGUGUGCUCACAGCUUGUGCUAAGCCAGUUAUGACUAUAGAAGCAAUGCAAAUCCAUUCCUUGAUCUUUAAAGCUGGAUUCUAUCAGGACUCAUUGGUUAAAACUUCUUUGAUCAAUACGUACUCAAAGAUUGGGGCAGGUGAUUUAUCUGAAAUGGUUUUUGCAGAGACUGAAGAUCUCAAGCACAUAGGCUUGUGGUCUAAUAUGAUUUCUGCUUGUUCGCUAGGCUGGAAUCCCUCUAUGGCAAUCCAUUUGUUUCAGAGAAUGUUUCAUGAGGGGUUGAAGCCUGACGAGUUCUGUUGUUCUAGUGUUUUAGGUAUUGUGAACUGUCUAUACCUAGGAAGGCAGAUUCAUAGCUACACUCUCAAAUUUGGCUUAAUCUGUGAUGUUAUUGUGUGCAACUGCCUUUUCACAAUGUAUUCCAAUUGUUAUAGUUUAUUGGAAGCUUACACAAUUUUUAAACUUAUUGAAUGCAAAGAUAAUGUUUCUUGGGCGUCAAUGAUUUCUGCUUUUACAGAACAUGGUUAUAUAGAUAAAUCGAUUCAGUUGUUUAUAGAGAUGCUCUCUGAAAAAAUUAUGCCUGAUGAAAUGACAUUAAGUGCUGUCCUAGCUGCAUGUUCCACCCUUCAGUCUUUGAAGAUUGGUAAAGAAAUUCAUGGCUUUUCUCUUCGAUGCAGAAUAGAUGAGUCGGUCAUUGCUGAUAGUGCACUGGUGAAUAUGUACACAAAGUGUGGAGAUCUAGUUUCAGCAAGGAGAUUGUUCCUUAUAAUGCCCUAUAAAGAUAAGUUUUCAUGUUCCUCCUUGAUUGCUGGAUACACUCAAAAUGGUUACAUUGGUGAAUCCUUUCAAGUGUUUCAUGAAAUGCUCAUGAAUUAUUUGCACGUUGAUGCUUUCACAAUUUCAUCUAUACUUCGCUCUGCUGCACAUUUGAACCGAUCUGGUAUUGGUACCCAACUGCAUGCCCAAAGUAUAAAAUGGGGAUUAGAAUCAGAUUCUUCUGUAGGAACUUCAAUGGUUAUGAUGUAUUCAAAAUGUGGAAGCAUUGACGAGUGCUGCCAAGCAUUUAAACAAAUACGGAAUCCUGAUUUAAUUAGCUGGACAGCCAUGAUUGUAAGCUAUGCUCAACAUGGAAAGGGAGUUGAGGCUUUAAAAGUUUAUGAGCUCAUGAGGAAAUGUAACAUCAAGCCUGAUUCUGUGACGUUUUCUGGUCUUCUUUCUGCUUGUAGUCAUUCUGGUUUGGUAGAAGAAGGGUAUUUCUUCCUGAAUUCAAUGAAAGAAGAUUAUGGGAUAGAGCCUAAUUACCAUCAUUAUGCCUGCAUGGUAGAUGUUCUUGGUCGUUCAGGUAGACUGAAAGAGGCUGAAAGGUUCAUUUAUACGAUGCCUAUAAAACCUGAUGCUUUGGUCUGGACAACAUUACUUGCCGCUUGCAAGGUGCAUGGUGAAAUUCAGCUUGGAAAGCUAGCGGGUGAAAAGAUUAUGGAACUGGAGCAGUGUGGAGCUGGAACAUAUGUUUCUUUGUCAAAUAUCUGGGCAGAUGUGGGCCAGUGGGAGGAAGUCUUGAAAACAAGAAGUGCAAUGAGAGGAACUGGGGUAGAGAAGAAACCUGGAUGGAGUUAUUUAUGAAGCUUUGUCCUAUAAUUCUACAUACUCAGCAGUUUGUGCGCCUAACCAAUCUUUCUAUAGCAAGUCCUUUCUCCCCUAAUUCCCUCCUUCCAACCAAACGGCCAUAGGCUUAAAAUCGUCUGACAGCUUUCUCUCUCUACUCCUCCCAAAGCCGCUCUCUUCUGCCUUUCUCCGCUGUUCAGCACCACCGGUUCUUACCAGGUUAAGACUGAAGGUAAAGGCUUCAAUUUUAAGGAUGCGGAAGGGUUCAAAGAGCGGCGUGGGCAAGUCUGCAUCUUACCAGCUCAGCUCUUCAAGGACGGGGCUAAGAAUCAGGUGGAUGAUCUGCAGGGAUGUUCACUAAUUUGCAGUCCUUGAGGAAAGAGAGCCGUAGUUCUGAAGUGGCAGUGCUUGAGGAGCCGCUUAACCAGGUGCUUCGGGAGUGGAAGGUCGAGCUCAAUGGGCCCUCCCUCCCCUGCAUCUUAUUUGCAGGUAACUUGCAAGUCGACUCUUUGAACCUCUGUUUGGUUGUGUUUGUGAUUGCGAAUUACUCGGGAGGGAGUUUGGGAUUUUUAACACAUCACACAUUUAUAGAUCGGUGAGGAUGAAGAUGACGGCAGCAGUGCAUUAGCUGCCCCAAAGUCUGAACCUUUUGAUGCGCAAAAACUUGGUGCUGCUGCUGGCAUAACAAUCGUGCAAUCAUUACUAUAAAUCAAUUUACAUUAAUUCUUCCAAAAAGAAGCGCAAUAUCAUUUUAAAUAUUUUAAUUAGAAAUUUUUAAUGAUAUAUUUUUUAUAUAUUAAUUUUAGUUGAAA